CGGGAAACUAUACGGCAACUACCUUUUUCAUGACGUAGUACACACACUCAAAUCAAGAUGGCGGAAGCAGCUGUGGAAAAUCCAGAACAAACUGCAAACAGUCGAUUUUACUGUCAUCAGUGCUCAAUAGAAAUAGAACCAAAACUUCCAGAUUUUACCUGUCCAGAAUGUGACAAUGGUUUUAUAGAAGAAAUAUCAGAGGAUGUGAACACAGCAUCUGGCACAAGCACAACACAACAGCAACCGGUCUCAGACCCAGCAUCUCGGUUUGCAGAGUUAUGGGGUCGAGCAUUUCUUGAAAGUUUUAGUAAUCAUGCGGCUGAGAGAGAUGAGGGCGUGGCUUGGGCUCGAGACCGGGACUCUGAUGAUGACGAGCAAGAAGGUUCCUCACGGCGGCAACACAGAGCUUUCCAACCUCCUAGGGUCUCAUUCAGAAGAACACGACCAAUACGAAACCAGUAUCUACAAGGGUUAUUUCAAUACUUCUCUGACAGAUUAGACAAUGAAUUAGGUGCUGGAGGUGGAGGGGGAAUAACAAUGCAAGGAAUUCCAGUAAACAUUGUUCCCGGCAUUGUACCUCUACAUGGUGCUCCAGAAGAUUAUGCUUGGGGAGCCGGUGGCCUAGAUGCUAUCAUUACUCAAUUACUAAAUCAACUUGAAGGUUCUGGUGCUCCUCCAGCACAAAAGGAAAAGAUAGACGGUUUACCAGUUGUAACUAUAACACAGACACAAGUUGAGAAUGUACUUCAGUGUUCUGUGUGUAUGGAUGAUUUUAGAGUAGAUGAAAAAGUAAACAAGCUCCCCUGUGAUCACCAUUACCAUAUAGAGUGUAUUGUCACAUGGUUAAAAAUGCAUGGGACUUGUCCAGUUUGUAGAAAAGAUUUAAGUGGGGAGGAUACGUCACUCAAAGACACUAUAACACCAAUCUUAGACGAUGACUCCCCAUUGAAUAAUGAUUCUUCAAAUGGAAUGACAUAAACAAUAUAAUAAAUGUUUAAUUAAAUCACACUGAACUCAUUUAUUUUUUAUUUGAAAAAUGUAUAUUUGAAGAUUACAUGCAGUGAAAUUGAUAUCUAACGAAAUUGAUAUCUGGAUUCUAAAAUGAGAUUUUGUAACAUAUUUGUGUUGUUAUUGCUAUAGUAAAGUACUUACAAGGUCGGAAAGACAGCUUUAAUUCAGAUUUUUCCCCAAGUGGUGAUUAACCUUUACCCUGCUAAAUUUCUAAAAUGGAAGGGUCUAUCAUUGAAUUUGGGCAGUACCAUUUAUUAUUCGAAUGGGUGUUCACUGAAAAUUUACUGACUAAAUAGCAAACAGUGCAGACCAUGAUCAGCCUGCACAGAUGUACAGGCUGAUUUUGGUCUGCACUGGUCCCAAAGGCAGUAUCACUUGCAGUAAGCAGGCUAAAGGCUAAUUUCUCUAUCUUCUUGCAUGUAUAUUAUGAUAAAAAUAUUCUAAAAAAUUGAUUGAAACAUUCUGUUUUAAUUCUGAUAUACUGCUAAGAGAGGGGAUAGACAUUUUCUAAUAUAUUUUAUUAAAACUUGUUUAAUUUGCAGGAGACAUAACUCUUUUGAAUGGUUUUAAAUCUUGUCCUUUUAUGUUGGUGCACUUCCUAUGUCCGGGAUAUAUUUGGGGAGUACAGUGCUCCCUCUACAGCAGCCCUCUGAACAACAAUUCCCUCCUUGCAACAACACUUGCUACUGACUCCAAAAUAUGCUAAUUGUUCUUUUAUUUACCUCUCUACAACAACUCCCUCUAAAGAACAACCAAAUUUUCUUUCUCCCAAAGGGUGUUGUAGUGAGGGAGCACUGUACAUGUAUACACCAAUUAACUGAUAGCUCUUGUUUGAAAUAAAAAAAAGGGGUUUUAUUUCAGCAAAAAAAGAAGACCAGUGGUAAAGUGAUAUAUUGAUUAAAAUAAAAAAUUCUUUAAUUGCUAAUGUAAAAGAUAAAUGACUUCAGUGUGUAAUUGUUGAAAUGUGAUUUUUGUAGAUAAUAUGACUUGAUAUUAAAUGAAAAUGUGUAAAACUUUAUUAGUGGAUAGAAUGAAGUCAUAAUACUUGUGUAUAGAAUAACACAUUUUACAUGUCUGUCCUCUUGUCAGAGUACCUAAUGCACCCUCUGCUGUUGUCAUACUUUAGCUAUAUGCCAUUGCAAAACUGCAAAACUUUCUUUGCUUUAGAACGUCUAAAAUUCAAAUUUUAGCUUUGAAUAUCUUAAAACUUGGUGUUCAAAUCCUACUGUUUAAAUAAGCUGCUUUUAUUUCAGUUAGAAAAUGAAAUGUAGUCCUAAAUGUUUAUCAGACAGUUAAUCACAAGACUUUGUGAUCUUGAAAUGAAGUUUGGUUACAUUUAUGAGUAAACUAUUGAAUAUUUCUUAUAUUAGCUCAAACAAUUGUUUGAAGUGAUAUGAUGUAAUUUUGACUUGUGUUUUGUAUGCUGAUGAACAAAAAUAUUUGCUACAGUGAGUACACUGAUUAUUCAGAUUAUGUUCCAUUGUAUGGGUCAUCAGCUUUAUCUCUAACCAGUCUGUAUUGCUAGCCUGCCAGCUUAGCUCGGUAGGGAAGGGGCAUAUCUGCAGAUCACAGAAUUGUGAGUUUGAUCUCCAGGCGAGGCACAUGUUCUCUGUGAUGAUUUGAUAAAAGACAUUUUGUCUAUAGUUAUUUUGUUCUCCACCUCUAAAUCUUGAGGUGAAGUUGGCAGUUACUUGCAAAGAACAGACAUGUACUAGUACAAAACCCAGUAACACUGGUUAGGCUAAAUGCCAACCUUAUAACUGAAACAUUGUUUAAAAAUUGCACUAAAAUAAAAAUAAAAACUAACUCCCUAUGGCACAUUAUAGAUAUUUUUAAUGAAAACAAUAUGAACACACUGUUGGUAUAACUGAAAGGGUAAUAUUUCUACAAAGGGUAGAUGUUAAUUUUCCUGUCAUAUUUUCUGUUAUGUAAUGAAAUAUAUUUUGGAACAUGUCUUAAGGUUUUCAGUUUUAUUUUCCGUAAUAGCUUUUAGUCAAGGUAAUUUUUGUUAUAAAAUUAAUGUCAUUUUUGUGGGGACAUUGCUCAUACAAGGUUCUUCAUAAAAAUGUAGUAGGUUUUUUUUUUGUCUUGUAUUGGAACAUAAGACAACACAAAGGCUGGUUGGUUUGAAUGUACUGUAGCAUAAUGAAAAACUAACUUAGCUGCCUUUGUUUAACUCAUUGGUAUUACAGAAGUUUUCACACACAGGCACAUGAAUUUUAUAGACAUUGUUGAAUGUGUUUUAAAGCUUUUAUAUUCUAAUGACUUGAUAAUCCAUUCAGAUGAAACUUGUUUUAUUUGUUGCAAAACUUUUAUCCAGAUAGGGAAAUUUUUUACAAUUAUUUCUGAAGAGGUGUUCGUUUAAUGUUUUAGAAGACUGUAGAGUUAUUUUUUAGAGGAAGGUAUCCCAGAUAAAAUGAAAUAUAACAUUAAUCUGCUAGACUAUUCCAAAAUUUUGAAAAGGCUAAAACCAAACAAAAAAGAAAUAGACAUAAAAUGAUCAUUUCUUAUGUGUUGUUUUGAUAUAUCAUUUAGGUAGCAGGACAAGAUUUUUAUGAAUUACCCAAGUUAUCCAACUGUUUAUAUAUUGGAUUUGAUAGUAGUCAGCGCCUGGAGUAUCACUAGUAGACUUGGGUUUUCCCCCAUCUGUCAGUCAUUAAAUUUUUCUGCUUUUCUGCCCAUUAUUUGUGUUUAUAUCAUUUAGUCAUAAAUGGUGGAUAAUGCCAUAUUAAUCUUUGAAAGCACAAACGUUUUUUAUUUUCAUGAAAGCAGGUGUAUGUAGAUAAAAAGCAGUAUGGAGAAUGUACACAUCCUUUUACUUUGUUCUUCUUUCUCUCUGUAUGUCUUCUACCUGUCAGAUAAAAAAGAAGGAUCCUAUGAAAACCUUGAAAAUACAAGAGAUUUUUUUUGUUAAUGUAGUUCUGCACGUUCAGAUCAAAAUUUUAUCUGUAAUGUAGAAAUUGAUUAAACCCUGAUUUUUCAAAACUUCAGAAUAUACUUGGAAAAUUCAGCAAAUAAAAAAGAAAGGGUUGUGUGCAUGAUUUGCUAGACAUAUUGGGAGUCUAUGGGAAAAUCACAAAUAACAUUUUCUUGAAUAAAACUUUCUCUACUAUGUAGUUUUUAGCUCAAUUAUUCGAAGAAUAGUCUAGCUAUUCUACUCACCCUGGUGUCUGCAUCACACCUUGGUUAAAGUUUUGCAUGCAAGUACAUGUGGCUAUCAUUUAAAGGCAUAUAACUAUGAAACUUGUUUUUUUCUUUUUCUAGGUCAAUUACCAUUCUCACUAGGUCAAGUCCCAUAACUCUGUAUUUUGGCCAAAUUUUGCCCCCUGUUGGACUUGGAAAAUCCUAGUUAAAGUUUUACAUGCAAUUUACUAUCUCAAAAACUAAUGCAGAUAUUGAAUUGAAACUUCACAUGUAUCCUCAGGGUUAAAAAACUAGGUGAUAGCAUCAAGUCCCAUAACUCUGAUUUGCAUUUUGGCCAAAUUGUGCCCCUUUUGGACUUGAAGUUUGAGUUUUGUGUGCGAGUACAUACAGCUAUUACUUAAAGGCAUGCAGCUUUGAGACUUUGUUUUUCUUUUUCUAUGUCAAUUUCCAACCUCACUUGGUCAAGUCCCAUAACUCUGACUUGUAUUUUUGGCAAAUUAUGCCCCCUUUUGGACUUAGAAAAACCUGGUUAAAGUUUUACAUGCUAGUUACUAUCUCCAAAACUAAUGUAGAUACUGGAUUGAAACACUAUAGAUAUUUAACAUUUAGGGUAAUAUUCCUGCUUCUGGGACAACAGUUUGAAUGGUCGAGCAUUGACUGUCUUACGGACAGGUCUUGUUAAUGAAACUUAAAUAAAUGUAUGGCCUAAAAUAUGGUGAAAUAAAAUGUAUAGGUCUGUGAGCUUGUUUUUGAGAUAUUUGCCUAUGAUUAAAGUGAUCUGUGCAUUUCAAGCUGGUUUUAAGACAUUAUUUUGAAUUAUUAGCUCACAUGUCACAAAGUGACAGUGUGAGCUUUUGUGAUCAUGCAGCGUCCGUCGUCCGUGCGUCCGUCCGUCCGUCCGUGCGUCCGUGCGUAAACUUUUGCUUGUGACCUCUCUAGAGGUCACAUUUUUCAUGGGAUCUUUAUGAAAGUUGGUCAGAAUGUUCAUCUUGAUGAUAUCUAGGUCAAGUUCGAAACUGGGUCACGUGUGGGCAAAAACUAGGUCAGUAGGUCUAAAAAUAGAAAAACCUUGUGACCUCUCUAGAGGCCAUAUAUUUCACAAGAUCUUCAUGAAAAUUGGUCAGAAUGUUCACCUUGAUGAUAUCUAGGUCAAGUUCGAAACUGGGUCACGUGCCUUAAAAAACUAGGUCAGUAGGUCAAAUAAUAGAAAAACCUUGUGACCUCUCUAGAGGCCAUAUUUUUCAUGGGAUCUGUAUGAAAGUUGGUCUGAAUGUUUAUCUUGGUGAUAUCUAGGUCAAGUUCGAAACUGGUUCACGUGCCAUCAAAAACUAGGUCAGUAGGUCAAAUAAUAGAAAAACCUUGUGACCUCUCUAGAGGCCAUAUUUUUCAUGGGAUCUGUAUGAAAGUUGGUCUGAAUGUUCAUCUUGAUGAUAUCUAGGUCAAGUUCGAAACUGGGUCAGCUGCGGUCAAAAACUAGGUCAAUAGGUCUAAAAAUAGAAAAACCUUGUGACCUCUCUAGAGGUCAUACUUUUGAAUGGAUCUUCAUGAAAAUUGGUCAGAAUGUUCACCUUGAUGAUGUCUAGGUCAGGUUCGAAACUGGGUCACGUGCCAUCAAUAACUAGGUCAGUAGGUCAAAUAAUAAAAAAACCUUGUGACCUCUCUAGAGGCCAUAUUUUUCAUGGGAUCUGUAUGAAGGUUGGUCUGAAUGUUCAUCUUGAUGAUUUCUAGGCCAAGUUCGAAACUGGGUCAACUGUGGUUAAAAACUAGGUCAGUAGGUCUAAAAAUAGAAAAACCUUGUGACCUCUCUAGAGGCCAUAUUUUUCACAAGAUCUUCAUGAAAAUUGGUCAGAAUGUUCACCUUGGUGAUAUCUAGGUCAAGUUCGAAACUGGGUCAUGUGCCUUCAAAAACAAGGUCAGUAGGUCAAAUAAUAGAAAAACCUUGUGACCCCUCUAUAGGCCAUAUUUUUCAUGGGAUCUGUAUGAAAUUUGGUCUGAAUGUUCAUCUUGAUGAUAUCUAGGUCAAGUUCGAAACUGGGUCAGCUGCGGUCAAAAACUAGGUCAUUAGGUCUAAAAAUAGAAAAACCGUGUGACCUCUCUAGAGGCCAUACUUUUGAAUGGAUGUUCAUGAAAAUUGGUCAGAAUGUUCACCUUGAUGAUAUCUAGAUCAAGUUUGAAACUGGGUCACGUGCCAUCAAUAACUAGGUCAGUAGGUCAAAUAAUGAAAAAACCCUGUGACCUCUCUAGAGGCCAUAUUUUUCAUGGGAUCUGUAUGAAAGUUGGUCUGAAUGUUCAUCUUCAUGAUAUCUAGAUCAGGUUCAAAACUGGGUCACAUGAGCUCAAAAACUAGGUCACUAUGUCAAAUAAUAGAAAAAAAAACGACGUCAUACUCAGUUCAAAACUGGGUCAUGUUGGGACAGGUGAGCGAUUCAGGACCAUCAUGGUCCUCUUGUUUAACUUGUCAGAUGUUUUGAUAUCAUAUUUUAACUUUAGAAAGAUAGUAACAUAGUCAUUGUAAUAAAAUUACUCAAGGAUUACCAUUAAUUCAAAAUUAUUUUCAUUUCCGAACACAGAAUCCAGGCUAUAUUCUCUGUUAUCCAGAUAAAUGACAUUAUGCCAUCUUUUCCAGUUUAUCAAACGUGCAGAACUACCUUAAACCUGAUAGAUGGAUAGAGGGUUCUUAUGGAGAAUAUGCAGGCCAAAGAAAAGAGCUACAUCUUUAUUUGUGGUUGCUAUGGCCACAAAAUAUUUUGCUUUAAUCCUGUUUUUUUUUUUAACUUUGUCCAAGCUUCCAAUAGGAUAUGAUGAUAAUUGUCCAAGGUUAUAUAUGCCUCUUUUGGUAGAGGACGUUUAUUGCGGGCAAUGGUCUUGUUUAUUCUUAUAAUAUGAAAGUCUUGAUAUCUGUUUGCUAUGAAGUCAAAAGAUAAUGUCUAUUUAUAACGUC
Molecule: messenger RNA, 7096 nt
Organism: Mercenaria mercenaria
Lineage: Eukaryota; Metazoa; Mollusca; Bivalvia; Venerida; Veneridae
Product: E3 ubiquitin-protein ligase RNF115-like
Exons: 9
Coding region: 58-978 (306 amino acids)
Biological process (GO): ubiquitin-dependent protein catabolic process; positive regulation of DNA-templated transcription; protein ubiquitination
Cellular component (GO): cytoplasm; nucleoplasm
Molecular function (GO): ubiquitin protein ligase activity
Source: RefSeq, a predicted model, not a curated record